This is a messenger RNA of Ascoidea rubescens DSM 1968, 2140 nucleotides long. Its product is annotated as CoA-transferase family III. Bases 314 to 2068 code for a protein of 584 amino acids. NCBI's taxonomy places the organism in Eukaryota, Fungi, Ascomycota, Saccharomycetes, Ascoideales, Ascoideaceae. Gene Ontology annotation, molecular function: catalytic activity. The transcript has a single exon. The record is from RefSeq and is a predicted model, not a curated record.
AGCAACAAUAACGCAGCUCCGGUUUCAAAGUCUCCACAAAACCGCCCAGCAUUCCAUCCGAGCAUUCCAGAUCCCGCAAAAAGAGCUUUUUUAGCCUCGGCUAGAUUUCUUUUGGGGCGUUCUUUUGGGUUCUUGCUGCAAGAAAUGGGUUGUUUCUUUCACCAACCAGAACCAUUUUAUUAACCAUUUUGCUACCACAGGUUGGCCUAUAUAAGUGCCGUUUUGGUUCUGCUCAGUCUUCUCUAACCAGGUUGCAACUCAGCAUAAAUUUCUUCCAAAUUUCAAGAUACUUUGCAUCAUUGAAUCCCGAACAAUGACCACACAUUAUACUUUGCCAGAUGAAGCAACAAAAAUUCUCUUGGAGUUUUUAUUGAACGAUAGUAAAUUAGCUGUUCCCCAGCAUUUCUUGAGAUUUAAAAAUUCAGUUCGAUUCAAUUCCCCAAGCAACACUAAAUCCCCAUUUUUGCCAACCUCUUUGAAAAUUUCUGAAUCAUGUAUUGCAUUGUGGGCUCUUCUAGCUGUGUUGACUAAUGGUAUCCUCAACCUCAGAUACAACACUCCAAUUCAAGACCUAACUUCAGACAUUAACAUUGAUGCAGCUAUUCUAUACUUGGCUUCCCAUUUUUUCUUGACUUUUAAUGGAGAAACAAGCAUUUCUCCUAGACUAAUCGCAAGGGGAAUUUCUUAUGAUCUCCACAAAAACAUUUCUGAUCCAUAUCGAGCCUCAUUGACCAAUAUUUAUCAAACUAGGGAUAACAAAUUUUUCCUUUUGCAUAACUCAUUAAAUGCAACCCCAGGUUUGAACUUAUUGGGUUUACCUGAAGAUAUAACCAAACUAAAUCUUCAGAAAUUAUUUCCCAAUCAGCAAAAUCCAUCUAAAGAGGACUGGUUCAACAAUUUUAAUAAUCACAUCAAGAAAAAAUUUGAUAGUAAGUCUUUAGAUAUCCUCACAAAUGAAAGAUAUAAACAAGCAGGUACAAUUUGCUAUAAAUAUGAUGACUUCCUUAAAACUGAUCAUGGAAAAGCAAUUCAAAAUCAUUCACUUUAUCAAAUUAAAAAAAUUCCAGACUCCACUCUUCUUCCCCCAAUUCCUUUUAACAACUCUCCAAAAACUUUAUCUCACUCCACCAAAAAAAAUUCAAAGCCCUUAGAAGGUAUCAAAGUUAUUGACUGUUCAAAAAUUAUUGCUGGUCCAGUUAUUGGUAAAAUCCUAGCGUCGUUAGGUGCUACUGUCUUGAGAAUCUCUUGCCAUGACACUCCAGAAUAUGCUUUCUUUCUAUAUGAUUCAAACUUGGGUAAGAGAGAUGUAAAUUUAAAUCUAAAAUCAAAGCCAGAUAAACUAAUAUUCGAUUCUUUACUAAAUGAUGCCGAUAUCAUAAUCGAUGGUUAUAGACCCGGCGUUUUAGAUAAAUUAGGCUUUUCAAAAAAUUAUCUCAGUUUUAUAGCUGAAAGAAGAAAGAAAGGUAUCAUUAUUGUUGAUGAAAAUUGUUAUGGUUUUGAUGGCCCCCUUAAAAACAGAUCUGGCUGGCAGCAAGUCGCUGAUUGUUUAACUGGUGUAGCAUUUAAACAAGGUGAAUUCUUAGGCCGUAAAAAUGAGCCUGUUUUACCCUUUUUCCCAACUUCUGAUUAUUUAGUUGGCGUCACUGGUGCUUGUGCUGCACUACAAGCCUUGUAUAGAAGAGCAACUGAGGGUGGCUCUUACCUCGUUCAAACUUCUUUAUGCCAAAUUGAUUUGUUUUUGCUAAAACUAGGUGAAAUACCAACCCAAUUUCAAAAUAAAAUUAAACAAAAAUAUAUCAAUGAUCCUGAAAAUCCAGCAAAUAAUGUUUUCAAAUUAAGAUUCUUUAAUGAUAUGCAAUCCAUGAAUAUGGCUAUUUUUUCUUAUUUAAAGACUUUUCAUCAAACCCUAGUAUUAAAUCCAAGUAAUAUCUCACUUACUGACUCUAAAUGGGGAAAGUGCGAUGAAAUCGUUGGCUAUUUAAAGUCUCCCGCUCAAUUUAAUACUUUUGAUAUAUCCUUUGAAAUUGGUACCUGUCAAAGAGGUUUUUAUGAGCCCAAAUGGCCAUAAUUUAAUAUCUUUUAUUUCCAAAUUUCACUCCGAUAUUCACUCUUCAAUAUUCACUCUUCAGUCUUUAAUAUC